UGCUUUGGCUUUUCAGUGAAGUUAGAUGGAGAAGAACCAGGAAGAAGAGCGAAUCUGAAGAAGAGUGUUAAGCGUAUAACCUGUCUGACUGUCAGUUUAAGACAUUUUAUCGACUGUUUCUUCACCCAAACGCGAUGGCUGAGGCUGACAUUGCUCUGAUUGGCCUGGCUGUCAUGGGCCAGAACCUCAUCAUGAACAUGAAUGACCAUGGUUUUGUGGUUUGCGCCUACAACCGUACCGUGUCCAAAGUGCACGACUUCCUAAAUAAUGAGGCUAAAGGCUCCAAGGUGGUCGGAGCCGAGUCCCUGGAAGACAUGGUGUCCAAGCUGAAGAAGCCCAGGAGGAUCAUCCUGCUGGUCAAGGCUGGACAAGCGGUGGACGACUUCAUAGACAAGCUGGUUCCACUUCUGGAUGCUGGCGACAUCAUCAUCGAUGGUGGCAACUCUGAAUACAGAGACACAACACGGCGGUGUCAGAGUCUAAAAGAGAAAGGCUUGUUGUUUGUCGGCAGUGGAGUGAGUGGUGGCGAGGAGGGCGCACGUUACGGACCCUCACUCAUGCCAGGAGGACAUAAAGAGGCCUGGCCCCACAUUAAGGACAUCUUCCAGAGCAUUUCUGCUAAAGUUGGGACAGGAGAGCCUUGCUGUGACUGGGUUGGAGAUGAGGGUGCGGGGCAUUUUGUGAAAAUGGUCCACAAUGGCAUUGAGUAUGGAGACAUGCAGCUGAUCUGUGAGGCCUACCACCUAAUGAAGGAUGUUCUGGGGAUGGAUCACGAUGAGAUGGGACAGGCAUUUGAGAGCUGGAACAAGACAGAGCUGGACUCCUUCCUCAUUGAGAUCACCGCAAACAUCCUCAAAUACAGGGACAGCGAUGGCAAACACCUGCUGCCGAAGAUCAGAGACAGUGCCGGACAGAAAGGAACAGGGAAGUGGACGGCCAUUUCUGCCCUGGAAUACGGCACGCCCGUCACUUUGAUUGGAGAAGCUGUCUUCGCCAGAUGCUUGUCAUCUCUGAAGGAGGAGAGAGUGGAGGCCAGCCGCAGCCUCUCAGGGCCCCAGGGGGUUAAAUUCAGCGGCAACAAAGCUUCCUUCCUGGAGGACAUCAGAAAGGCUCUUUACGCCUCCAAGAUCAUUUCUUACGCUCAGGGCUUCAUGCUGCUGCGGCAGGCGGCCAAGGAGUUCAGCUGGUCGCUGAACUACGGCGCCAUCGCUCUGAUGUGGAGGGGCGGCUGCAUCAUCCGGAGCGUCUUCCUCGGGAAAAUCAAAGAAGCUUUCGACAGAGACGGAGACCUGCAGAACUUGCUGCUGGAUCAUUUCUUCAGUAAAGCAGUGCAAGACUGUCAGGAGUCGUGGCGCAGGACGGUCGGCACCGGCGUCCAGCACGGCAUUCCCAUGCCCUGCUUCACCACUGCCCUGUCCUUCUAUGACGGCUACAGACACGACAUGCUCCCCGCCAACCUGCUCCAGGCCCAGAGGGAUUACUUUGGAGCUCACACGUAUGAGCUCCUGUCAAAACCCGGUCAUUUCAUCCACACCAACUGGACAGGCCACGGUGGAAACGUGUCCUCGUCCUCCUACAACGCCUGAAGACAUUCAAAAACAAAAUAGAAGAUUAUGGACCAAGUGACAUGCCUUAGAAAGAGGACAGCGGUCCACUUGUGGAACCAUCUGGCCCAGCAAAGACCCAUACGCAGCUCCCUACUCCUCUCAGAGACUUGUAGUUUCUCCAGAUGACGUGUUAAACUCUGUCUUGUGUUUUGACGUAGCUGCAUUUGUAAGAGAGGAAAGUGUGGGCUUAGUUUGGAUCUGAGGCUGAAGUUCACCUGUUGUGUUGAGGACAGGCUUCACAGAAUCAACACUGGAUUAAGGUGAAAUGUUGUGCUGCAGUAGACUAAAUAAAGAUUUCAAUCCCUUUAAA
Molecule: messenger RNA, 1917 nt
Organism: Oryzias latipes (Japanese medaka)
Lineage: Eukaryota; Metazoa; Chordata; Actinopteri; Beloniformes; Adrianichthyidae
Gene: pgd
Product: phosphogluconate dehydrogenase
Biological process (GO): pentose-phosphate shunt
Molecular function (GO): NADP binding; phosphogluconate dehydrogenase (decarboxylating) activity
Source: RefSeq, a predicted model, not a curated record